AUGGCGUUCUUCGGGCUGGAGGCGUACGGAAGCGACGACGAGAACGGUCCGUCUCUGAGCGACUCCAGCGACUCCGACUCCGACUCCGAGGAUGCCGCCGCGGCGAUCGUCGCGGCCGCGCCCGUCGCGUUGGGUCCCGAACCACCGCCCGAGAAGAGCAAGCCGGUGACGCGCCCUCUCCCGUCGGCACUCGAUCUGUUCGACCGCGUGGACAAGCCCCCCGACUUCCUGACGCGCCCGAUGGACAAGCUGGGGUACACGCCCGUGUACGCGCCGACGAAGCAGGCGGCGGCGGACGCGUACGACGUGGAGGAGCCGCGCGAGCUCGCGGCGAAGCACAGGGCGUCCGCGACGGUCUCGUCCGCGCCCAAGAGGUACAGGGCGGACGAGAUCGCCGCGAAGGAACGGAAGAUGAACGAGGCGUCGAUGGGGGACGCAGAGAGGGCGCUUCGGAACGGCGCGCGCGGGGGCGGCGACGCGCUCGCGAUGGCGGUGCUCGGCGCGGCACCCAAGCCCACGCUGGGCGAGAGACAGAGGGGCAGGCCGGCGUCGGGAGCGAUGGACGUGAACGAGUUCCUCGCCAAGGGACCGGGCGCGCUCGCGCCGAGGAAGAGGGGCGGCAACGACCGGAUGGACGCCGAACGGCGGAAGCGGCAGGCUGGACAGAACGGGCGAGACAGCGUGGAGUGGAAGAGCGAGGCGGAGAUGGUACUCCGCCAGCAGUACGACUGA
Messenger RNA from Micromonas commoda, 732 nucleotides. RefSeq lists its product with no specific name. NCBI's taxonomy places the organism in Eukaryota, Viridiplantae, Chlorophyta, Mamiellophyceae, Mamiellales, Mamiellaceae. The coding region runs from base 1 to 732 and encodes 243 amino acids. The transcript has a single exon. The record is from RefSeq and is a predicted model, not a curated record.